Messenger RNA from Sphaeramia orbicularis (orbiculate cardinalfish), 1233 nucleotides. It is a transcript of the gene ppih, whose product is annotated as peptidylprolyl isomerase H (cyclophilin H). Gene Ontology annotation, biological process: protein peptidyl-prolyl isomerization; protein folding. The record is from RefSeq and is a predicted model, not a curated record. NCBI's taxonomy places the organism in Eukaryota, Metazoa, Chordata, Actinopteri, Kurtiformes, Apogonidae. The transcript is spliced from 9 exons. Gene Ontology annotation, cellular component: intracellular membrane-bounded organelle; cytoplasm. Gene Ontology annotation, molecular function: peptidyl-prolyl cis-trans isomerase activity; cyclosporin A binding. The coding region runs from base 118 to 651 and encodes 177 amino acids.
GUACCCGGUCUGUCAUUGUUUCUGACGGGCAUGUGUUGGAUACUCAAGCAUUUUGUUGUAGUGUAAUUGUUUUCAGAGGAUAAAAUAUACAACUAUAAACCAGGGAGAUUAUUUAUAAUGUCUCUUCCAUCUUCAAACCCCGCCAAUCCGAUAGUUUUCUUCGACAUUACCAUCGGAGGGCAGGAUGUUGGGCGGAUGAAGAUUGAGCUGUUUGCUGAUGUGGUUCCAAAGACAGCGGAGAAUUUCAGGCAGUUCUGUACUGGAGAGUUCAGAAAAGAUGGAGUACCUAUUGGAUUUAAGGGAUGUACAUUCCACAGGGUCAUCAAAGACUUUAUGAUCCAAGGUGGAGACUUUGUAAAUGGUGAUGGCACAGGUAUCUGCAGUAUCUACAGAGGUCCGUUUGUGGAUGAAAACUUCAGAUUAAAGCACAAUGCACCCGGUCUGCUGUCUAUGGCCAACAGUGGCCCAGGGACAAAUGGCUGUCAGUUCUUCAUUACCUGCACCAAAUGUGACUGGUUAGAUGGAAAACAUGUUGUUUUUGGAAAAGUGGUUGAUGGUUUGCUGAUCAUGAGAAAAAUUGAGAAUGUUCCUACAGGACCCAACAACAAGCCCAAACUGCCCAUUCUCAUCGCACAGUGUGGAGAGAUGUAAACCUGCCUUCAUGACAAGUAAUGAAGGCCUGACACAGUCAUUAAAUUGAAUUUCAGGGAUGCAAACUCAUCUUCAGGCUACAGAAUGCCUUCAAUAAAGAUAUAAAAUUCAGAACACAUACAUACAGAGAUGUUCAAAGUCAAGCAUUUCAGUACAAUAAAUGACAUUAAUCUUGGAGCAGUAAAAUUAAUUAGUUCCGACGUGAGUUUUUUUCUUUAUCUUGAUGCGGAAAUUGAAAGUAAAUUUACUCAAGUUUUCAAAAAUUUACAUUUGUUUCACCAUUUUUAUUCCUGAUGAGUUUGCAGCCUUGAUGUUUUGACUGCAAUGAAACUCACAAAAUGGGAGCAGAAGAAAACUUAUAAAUGGUGCAGAUGUCAGGGUUUGUGUUUGGUUUAUGGAGAGUUUAGGUCCUGAGAUGGCUUUUUUAUCACUGAGUUUUUAAAAUGAUUCAGAGUUUAUGUUUUCAUACAGUAAUUAACAGAAGUACACUUAUGUUCAUGUACUUAAAGGUGUUAUGAAUGGUAAACAGUAACCCUGUGGGUAUCAUUGGAAAUCAAUAAAUACUUUUAUCAUUUUUGUAAA